GGCUAGUUGAAGCCCUUCUUCUACCAAAAUAAAACGAAGAAUCCCUGAUUCCUUGUACCACCGCCGGCAAAUCUUCUCCGCCGUAUACUCCACUUCUUUUUCCGGUUGCCCCUUCACAACAACAACAAUUGAUCUCUCCAUUCUAUAGGCUACGAGCCGAUCCAUCGUAAGCAAUCAACACGCCUCGCUAAUAAUCAAGGCAACGCAGCAAAUACCACAAAAGUCGGCACCUUUGCAAGGAGAUGGCUGUGGCGGCUUACGGGCAGCUGAAUCUGGACGAGGUUCCGGUUUGGGGGUCUCGGAGCGUGGAUUGCUUCGAAAAGCUUGAACAGAUUGGAGAAGGCACUUACGGGCAAGUAUUCAUGGCCAGAGAGAAAAGAACUGGAGAAAUUGUUGCUUUAAAGAAGAUCCGUAUGGACAAUGAAAAAGAAGGGUUUCCAAUAACUGCCAUUCGGGAAAUCAAAAUUCUCAAAAAAUUGCAGCAUGAAAAUGUAAUCAAGCUGAAAGAGAUUGUGACAUCUCAAGGUCCUGAGGGAGACGAGCCAGUGAAACCAGAUGCCAAUAAGUACAAGGGAAACAUUUAUAUGGUUUUUGAGUACAUGGACCAUGACUUGACUGGCCUCGCCGAUCGUCCUGGACUGAGAUUCACAAUUCCACAAAUUAAAUGUUACAUGAAGCAACUACUUACUGGUCUUCAUUACUGUCAUGUCAACCAAGUACUUCAUAGGGAUAUCAAAGGUUCCAAUCUUCUCAUAGACAACGAAGGAAAUCUGAAGCUUGCUGAUUUUGGGCUGGCAAGAUCAUUUUCGGGUGAUCAGAAUGCCAAUCUCACAAAUCGUGUCAUUACGCUGUGGUACAGACCACCAGAGCUGUUGCUUGGAGCCACGAAAUAUGGCCCAGCUGUUGACAUGUGGUCUGUUGGUUGUAUUUUUGCUGAGCUUUUAUAUGGAAAACCAAUCUUACCUGGGAAAAAUGAGCCCGAGCAGCUGAAUAAAAUAUAUGAGCUCUGUGGGACCCCUGAUGAAAUCAAUUGGCCUGGGGUAACAAAGAUUCCCUGGUACAACAAAUUCAAGCCAUCACGGCCUAUGAAAAGACGAGUCAGAGAAACAUUUAGAACUUUUGAUCGCCAUGCCUUGGAUCUUCUGGAUAAAAUGAUGACCCUUGAUCCGUCACAGAGAAUUUCUGCAAAGGAUGCAUUGGAUGCUGAAUAUUUUUGGACUGACCCUUUACCUUGUGACCCAAAAAGUCUGCCAACAUACGAAGCAUCGCAUGAAUUCCAGACGAAGAAGAAAAGACAACAACAGAGACAAAACGAAGAGAUGGCAAAAAGGCAAAAGCUGCAGCACCCACAACCGCACUCCCGUCUCCCUCCCAUCCAACCUGGACAAGCCCAUCCUCCGCAUUGGGCUGGGCCCAAUAAUCCCAUGAACAAUGCGGGCCAACCUGCAAUCUCGGCCGGGCCCAGUAACCAUCAAUAUGGAAAAUCUCGUGGUCCCCCCGGAGGACAGAACAGAUAUCCUCCAAACAACCCCAGCAGUGGAUACUAUCAAGACCGUGGUGGGAAUUACAGUGGCGGCCCUUAUCCCUCUCAGGGACGGGCUCCUCCUUACCCUGCUAGCGGUGGUGUGGCCAACAGUGGUGGGCCCCGCGGGGCAAGUGGCAGCAGCGGCGGGUAUGGGGGAGUUCCUCCUAAUUACCCCCAAAGUGGUCAGUAUGGCGGUUCUAAUGCUGGCAGGGGCUCCAAUCAAAUGGGAGGUAACCGGAACCAGCAACAUCAGUAUGGAUGGCACCAGUAAUGGCUAAGGCAGUGUUUGCUUGAUCAGAAACUCAUAAACGGUAAUUUAAAAUAUUGAAUACUGCAGAUUAACUACUAAUUGUUUUUCAAUUUUAAGCUGUGGGCAGAUAUGGAUGGAUGUGGACUUUUUGUGGCCAAUGGUUAACUUUUCUGAGGCUGUGUAUUGAAUUAUAAGGCUAUGUUUGGAACCCGGAAAAUGGCAAGAAAAUUGCCUCUAAGUUUGUUUGGUUUUAAAUCAAAUCAGACUAGGAUAAUAGGAUUGCACACCUCUGCUUUCACACACACACACACAAUUUUUUGUAAUAUAAAUAUAUUUAAGUACAAUAAGUUGGAAUGACUAUUUUUAUUGUAUAUAUUUUGGAUCUUUUUGUAAUUUCAACCAUAAUUUCCUUGCAAAUUUUCUCCUUUCCCCCUUUUCUUAGCAUUUUUUUGGAUUCCAAACAUAUCCAGAGAGAUACUGCUACAAGAAAUCAUGGGUUCCACU
This is a messenger RNA of Cuscuta campestris, 2279 nucleotides long. The record is from the annotation of a GenBank genome assembly. Lineage: Eukaryota; Viridiplantae; Streptophyta; Magnoliopsida; Solanales; Convolvulaceae.